AGGCCAUCCGCUUCUCGCCCUCGGCCGUCGACGGGCAGGACCUGCAGUGCCUGCUGUACCCCAGGGGCCUCGUGGCCUGGAGCCUGGAGCGCCCACUGUACGAGGAUUACCGCGUCUACCUGCUGGACGAGGGCUCGGAGGGGCCCGAGGGGUCGGAGGACGACGAGCUGCCCUGGUGGGACCUUCGGAACCUGAACAUGGCCCGGGUCACCUCCGAGGGAACACACCCCAAAGACCAGCGGGCGUGGCCCGCCCACCACUGCGGGUGCAGCCUGUCCCACUUCACCAUGUGGAUGGAGGCGCUGCAGCGCGGAGUCCAGAACCUGAUCAUCUUCGAGAGCGACGGUUUCCCGUCCUGCAUCGAGAGCUUUCGCAUCGGCGGCAACGUGAGCGACUUCGCGGACAUCGUGGCCGCCCUUCCCUCGAGGGCGCCCGAGGGCUGGCACCUGAUUGCCCUGGACAAGGGCGACUUCGGGGCCGAGCCAGGCGCCACUCCGGUGACCACGCUCCGGCCGGCCAGCGGUGGAGGCACCCGGUCGUACAGCAUGAUCCCCUGGAAGGGGCGAGGAGUUGCAGGGGCCGCCGCCUACAUGGUCAGCAGGCGCUUCCUCGAGUGGUUCCCGCACGACAUUCAAACCACGGCUUCAACAUGGUGGAUGCCUUGGAUCGGGUGUCGCUGCAGUGACAGGAGUGCCGCCAAUCCCAGCCCGAUCAGCUGCUGCAGCAUCGUGGCCGAGGGUCACAGAUCCGAGUUAGCGUGUGGGCCCUGGCCACUGCCCGCCAUCGUACUGUACCUUCUGCACUCCUUUCAGUUUUCGAGUACUUUUUCCCCCUCCCCAUGGAUCGCCUUGAGCACUGCUGAUGGCAGCGCGUUAGGCGGUAGCAGCUGGGGCGCGGGGCAGACUCAAAGUGUUAAUGAACGCUGCGCCUGGAGCGCGGAGCAGAACCCGAGGGAGGAGGAUGUGGGUGGGCGGGCCCAGCAGAGGCGCCGGCGCGGGGCGGCCUGCCGGCAGGAGAGCGUGCACGCGGGGGGCCCGCUCGCGCCCUGGGAGGAGCCACCGGGCACCUCCAGGAAGGUUCCCACCAGGGGGCGCCGCGCUGCCCAGGCUUCGCGCCGUCGGAGGGCGGGCCGUCGGCAGACCUUCGCCGUGGCGCAGCGCGCAGCCGCCUCGCAGACUGCCGGCACAUCUGGAGGGCAAGCUGUUUCCACC
Prorocentrum cordatum is the source of this 1211-nucleotide messenger RNA. The record is from the annotation of a GenBank genome assembly. Lineage: Eukaryota; Dinophyceae; Prorocentrales; Prorocentraceae.